AUGAGCUAUUCGUCUUGUUCGGCCUGCACUUGUUCAUCAACAUCUCAUCAUCGGUUGAUCGCUAUCAUAUCUAUUUUACUUUUAAAUCCAUUACCGCUGGUUGAUUGUGUGCCAACUGAAAAAAGAAAUGCUAAUACAAGAUUACUACGGCAAAAGCGGCAAACCGAUUUUAAUAAUGGUGACAUGACGUUCAAGGAAAAUACUUUUUCACAGACAGAUGAAAUCAAUUUUGAAGGAUUAUUAGGUUGCAAAUAUGAUCCAAGUGUAUGCAAAAGAAAUGAAAUUUGUUUUGAUGAUGAGCUUUUCGGGCAAUGUUGGAAUGGUAAAGGAUCAUCGGGAAAAGCGCUUGUAUUGAACAAUGGUGUUGAUGGAAUACGAAAUGAUCAACUGAUGGCAUUAGAGUUAACUAGACAUUUUUUAAGUCGUUACCAUCUUGAUUGGACAGAUUAUAUGACGCAAUGUAUUCUUUUACGUAUAUUAACUGAUCAUCAUGAAUUGAAUCGAAAUUCAUUAGAAUUAUUUUAUAAUGAUUGCUUAAAUCAAGAUGAAUUAUUAGAUGAAUUUACGGAAAAGCAACAGGAAAAUAAUAUUAAACGUCGUCAAACUAAAAAGCAUACUACAUUUUAUCAUAAAGAUCCAUAUUCAUCUUUUUUUAAAUCUGGAAAUUUAUUUCAUGCUUAUGAUAAUUCAUUUGGUGUCCCAUCAUUUAUGAAAGACAAUAAAAAAUCACGCAUACAAGGAACACCUAAAAAACAAGUUUCUAUUCAUUCUAAUAACGAGGAUCUCGUAUUGAAAGAAAAACCAAUAGAAUUCAUCGCAGAAGAAUCUUCGAUGAAUGAACCAGCAAAAGUCUCAAUGCAUAUUAAGGAAACUCAUCCCGGUUUAACAGAAACAUUAAAAAUCAAUAGUAAUAAACAAUUAUUAAAAAUUUUAAGCUCGGAAACACUCAGACGUAAUAAUGUAACAUAUAAUAAUGGAACAGUGAACACUAACGAUGCAGAACGUUAUUUUCUAGUUGAAUCAACCCACGGCUACAUUGUUAUUAAUCGAGAUUUUGAAAAUCAAAAGGAAGGCGUUCGUCUCUUAGAGCUUAUUGCAGAAAUGAAUCUUUGGCCUGUAGAGAUAUUUACUGAAGUUAAUGUUGAUCGACAUCUAUUAACAUUUUAUGUUUUGGAUAAUGUUUAUCAAAUAAAUGCAAGUAGUGUUGCUAGUUCAGUCUUAAAUCAUCAGAAAACCAUUGAAAAUCGAUUGGAUAUCCACAUAAUCGACUCCGGCUUUGGCAAUCCUAAUCAAGGUACUAAAUUGGCAGUUGAACAGCAAAAUGGUUCACGUUUGGCAAUUGUCACGUGGGUUACUUGUCUUUGGAUUCUUUUUAUUAUGUGUUCGUUUGUCUUACUGUAUCUUAUGAAACGCAAUGAUCGUAUUCUGAAUAAGAUGACUGAAAUAAUACAUCAGAAAGAUUCUUCAAGUGGUUAUUCUGAAUAUUUUCGCCAACUAAUUAUCCAACCAACAGCAACAACAACAACAACAACAAGUGGCGAAGUACAGAAAACAAGUAGUUUAGGUACGCAAACAGUACCAGUCAAUAGUAAGGCAAAACGUAUUAGUGAAGUUUCAUCAUCACGAAGUUCAACCUCAGCUUACGCCGAUGAAUCGGCUACUUCGUUAAAUGUGGAUAUUAUGGUAGGUCAUUUGAUUCUAUCUUAUGUAGAAGAUCAUCUAUGCAAUCGAAAUCGUUUAGAAUCCGAAUGGGAAUCAUUUUGUGCCAAUAAACUCGAUGAUGAACAAGCAACAACAUCAUGUUCUGUAGCACUUUUAGAAAUGAAUGAACACAAGAAUCGCUAUAUGGAUUGCAUACCGUAUGAUCAUAAUCGUGUUCAACUGGCAAGCGAUGACAAUAGUGAUUAUAUUAAUGCAAGUACAAUUUUUGAUUCUGAUCCAAAAUGCAAAUAUAUCGCAACGCAAGGUCCAAUGUCGAACACAACCAAUGCAUUUUGGCAAAUGGUUUGGGAACAAGGUUCAUGUGUGAUUGUAGCGUUAACUCGACCUAUUGAAAAUGGUAUUACAAUGUGCCAUCAUUAUUGGCCAGUAGAAGGUUCUAUACAAUAUGAUGAUUUUGAAGUUAAUCUUGUUUCGGAACAUAUAUAUUCGGAUGAUUAUGUUGUUCGAAAUUUUUAUUUCGCAAAUAUUCAAACCAUGGAAACACGUACUAUAACACAAUUUCAUUUUCUGACCUGGGAUGAAUUAUGUAAUCCACCAUCAACUAAAGCUAUACUUGACUUUCGACGAAAAGUGAACAAAUGUUGUCGUGGAACAUCGGCACCGCUUAUUGUUCACUGCAAUGAUGGUGUUGGACGUACUGGUACUUAUCUAGUACUCGAUAUUGUCUUAAAUUGUAUUCAGAGAGGAGCACGAGAAAUAAAUAUUCCUGCUACACUUGAACAUAUUCGUGGCCAACGAGAUAAAAUGAUUAAAACAAAAGAGCAAUUUGAAUUCGUCUUCAGUGCUGUAGCCGAAGAGGCUACCGAUUUAUUAAAAGCGUUGUCUCAAAAAGAUUGA
Molecule: messenger RNA, 2559 nt
Organism: Rotaria socialis
Lineage: Eukaryota; Metazoa; Rotifera; Eurotatoria; Philodinida; Philodinidae
Source: the annotation of a GenBank genome assembly